Molecule: messenger RNA, 2472 nt
Organism: Plodia interpunctella (Indianmeal moth)
Lineage: Eukaryota; Metazoa; Arthropoda; Insecta; Lepidoptera; Pyralidae
Gene: prage
Product: prage
Exons: 6
Coding region: 175-1521 (448 amino acids)
Biological process (GO): endoplasmic reticulum unfolded protein response
Cellular component (GO): nucleus; endoplasmic reticulum
Molecular function (GO): nucleic acid binding; exonuclease activity; protein binding
Source: RefSeq, a predicted model, not a curated record
UUUUUCUUUCAUUCAUUUCAAUCAUUCAAUCGAAUCAGCCAGUCGUCAACUCGCCAAAUGUCAAGUCAAUGCAUGCACUGAGUGUCAAAGUGAGUAGUAGACCGCGUGAUUGUAGCCGCCGUGUUUCUAAUUUGUGUUCAUCUAAGGCGAUUUCGUGGAAAAUUAUAAGUGAAAAUGGGCGAUAAUAACGCCGGUCAAACCAUGGAUGUGUUCGUAUUGGCAGGAAUUACUUUAGCUGUAUGUGUAAUAAUACACUUUAUUUACAAGACCUUUGGAAGCAAGCAAAAGGAGGCAAUCGAACAUGAAACGGAGAGUAAUUUGGAUUCUCCGAAUGAAGAGGCAAUCUCAGAGACUGCUGUUCCUGAAAACAGGACCAGUGGGAAAAGCAAGAAACGCGCUCCGUGGAAGGGCAAGACUGAUUUUAGCCAUCCCUGGCUGCUGAAGAAUCUCAAAGGACACCCUGGCACUGUCCUAUUGGUAGACUUUUCUGGCAACGGCAAGUUUAUGGCGGCCACUUGUAAUGAUGGGUCAGUGAUCCUCUGGGACAUCCGGGACUUGAACCAAAAGGAGCACAAGACGUUACGAGUGAACUUAGAAUUCGACUUCGCCACUUUCGUGGCUUGGAGCCCAGACUCCAAGGCCUUUAUCGUUCAUACAGUUAGGGAGAACCACAUUAUUGUCUACAAAAUUGAGAGGAAAAAGGACGGCGUCAUAGGAGCUGCAACUCCGGUCAUCACGUUCGAUAAGGUGCACGCGGAUGACGUCGUGGGCUUCGGAAUAUCGAGCAACGGGAAGUUCAUGAUGUCCUGUUCUUGUAAGACUGAUAUGGUUAUCUGGGACCUGAAGGGACAACAAUUGGAUAGGCUGGAUACGUAUUUGAUGAGCACAUAUUCGGCGAAGAUAUCGCCGUGCGGGCGAUUCGUCGUGGCGACAGGGUUUGCGCCCGAUGUCAAAGUGAUGGAGGUGUGUUUCACGAGGACGGGGGAGUUCAAACAAGUGGCAAAGGCUUUCGAACUGACAGGGCACACGUCGGGCGUGUAUGACGUAGCGUUCGACGUGGACACGUCGCACAUCGCCACCAUAUCGAAGGACGGCACGUGGAAGCUCUACCACACAAAGAUCGAGUAUUCACGCGGUGAGUCGCCCCACGUGCUAGAAACUGGCACCUACACACAGACGGCCAACCCGCCGCACAUCGCACUGUCUCCCAACUCCGAAGUGCUGGCCGUGUCAGUAGACUCCAGUGUCGAGUUCUACGACACUUACACUGGGAAACUGUACGACACCGUGGAGAAUGUCUACACAGGGUUAAUAAAUUACAUGAAGUUUGAUGCUAGCGGAAAAUAUUUGUUCGUGUGCGGCGACCGAGCCGUGAGGGUGUUCCACAACGUGUGCGGGUACCACACCACGAUCAGCAGCUGCACCCGGCUGCUGGGCUCCAAGCAGACGUCGGCCACCGUCGAGCGCCUCAAGAAGACCAUACAAGACUGCAAGGAAACCUUGGCUACGUUCGGGAAGUGAGUUACGUAUUAUCGGUACAUUUCCGUUGCACGCGCGAACUUGAUGUUGGAUUGAUUAUAACGCUCCACAAAUUAAAAUUAUUUUAAAACUUAUUUUUGAUAUCACUAUACCUACCAAACUCGACUGCAGGAAAAACUUGUCGAUUGACAAUGUUUAUAUGUUUUAUACCUGUGUUUAAAUGAUUUGUUUUAUGCAUGUUGUUGGGUUCGCACGUCCGACGUAAAAACAUUUCUCGUCAUGAGCAUUUAUUUUUGUAUGUAUUGAAUCGUUUAUUAAACAACUAUUUUUAUACGUUUAGUUAGGAUUUUAAAAUAUUCUUAGGUCACAAAUAUAUUAAGGAUAAACUGAUCUCUGUCCAAUUAAAUUUUAAUAUUAGUUGAAUAGGUAUACAAAGCCUAUGACUUUUUUUUUCUGAAAAUGUCCGACCAUUAUUAUUCUUUUCUUUAGGUUUAUUUAGAUAUCUAUUGAUUUGUUUGGAUUUAUUUACCUGAGAGUAUUUGUAAAUAUAAAUACAUUGCAUGUUAUAUUACUUGUAAUAUUGGAAGUAUUAUCAUUAAUUAAUCAGUAUUUAAAGGAACCGGCUGAUGCCAUUUUUGCGAAAUGUGAUUUAUUUUUUAACAGAAAAGGUAUAUUCAUUAUCUUUUUUAUUAAAAAAGAAGAUUAAUUUCCUUUAUCUACUCUCGUAACCAAAUUAAAUUAACAAGACUGGUGUUAAUGACUCAGGAUGAAAAAAAUAUGUUUAUAUUCAUUUCGCGAAAGUGAUGUCUGCGACAUAAGUAGAGUCCAAUGCCGAUUGAUUGAGCUUCAUAUUCUAGAUAUUUUGCAUUUUAAAUUACCUAGUGUUAAUUUGAUGCUGUCAUACAGAAUUUAAUUUAGUAAUCGAUGAUCACAACUUUAUCGAUUUCGUCAAUUAUUGUAAUAACAGAAAAUAAAGACUUGCAUUUAAACUUU